Molecule: messenger RNA, 1581 nt
Organism: Physeter macrocephalus (sperm whale)
Lineage: Eukaryota; Metazoa; Chordata; Mammalia; Artiodactyla; Physeteridae
Gene: PDXK
Product: pyridoxal kinase
Exons: 12
Coding region: 124-1191 (355 amino acids)
Biological process (GO): pyridoxal 5'-phosphate salvage
Cellular component (GO): cytosol
Molecular function (GO): pyridoxal kinase activity
Source: RefSeq, a predicted model, not a curated record
UGCGCCUAGCGGGGCGGUGGCGGAGCGGAGCCGGAGCGUGGCCGGAGCCGAGCGGAGAGCAGACCCAGCGCGCGGCGGAGACGCUGACCCCGCCCGGCCCCGCGCCGCCGCGGCAGGCCCGGCAUGGAGGAGGAGUGCCGGGUGCUCUCCAUUCAGAGCCACGUCGUCCGCGGCUACGUGGGCAACCGGGCGGCCACGUUCCCGCUGCAGUCACCUGCUCUCACUGCUGGAAGUGAACUUUCUAGACCUUGUGUUCGGGCUCUCUCGACACCAGAGCGCCACCCCUCCCCUCCCUUAACUGCUCUGCCCCCGGCGCCUCUGGAGAGGCUGGUGGCCCAGGUUUUGGGGUUUGAGGUCGAUGCAGUGAACUCUGUCCAGUUUUCAAACCACACAGGCUACUCGCACUGGAAGGGCCAAGUGCUGAACUCGGACGAGCUCCACGAGCUGUAUGACGGGCUGAAGCUGAACAACGUGAGCAAGUAUGACUACGUGCUCACGGGUUACACGCGAGACAAGUCCUUCCUGGCCAUGGUGGUGGACAUCGUGCGGGAGCUGAAGCAGCAGAGCCCCAGGCUCGUGUACGUGUGCGACCCCGUGAUGGGAGACAAGUGGAACGGAGAAGGCUCCAUGUACGUCCCCGAGGACCUCCUUCCGGUUUACAGGGAGAAGGUCGUGCCGGUUGCAGACAUCAUCACCCCCAACCAGUUUGAGGCUGAGUUGCUGAGCGGGAGAAAAAUCCACAGCCAGGAAGAAGCCUUAGCGGUGAUGGACGUGCUGCACGCGAUGGGCCCCGACACGGUGGUCAUCACGAGCUCGGACCUGCCGUCCCCGAGGGGCAGCAACUACUUGAUCGCGCUGGGGAGCCAGAGGACGCGGGCCCCCGACGGCUCCGUGGUGACACAGCGCAUCCGCAUGGAGAUGUGCAAGGUGGACGCGGUCUUCGUGGGCACCGGGGACCUCUUUGCCGCCAUGCUGUUGGCGUGGACGCACAAGCACCCCAACAACCUCAAGGUGGCCUGUGAGAAGACCGUGUCGGCCAUGCACCAUGUUCUGCAGCGGACCAUCAAGUGUGCAAAAGCCAGGGCUGGGGAAGGACUGAAGCCCAGCCCGGCCCAGCUGGAGCUGAGGAUGGUCCAGAGCAAGAAGGACAUCGAGAACCCAGAGAUCGUCGUCCAAGCCACGGUGCUGUGAGGGCCGCGCGAACCCGCCUCCUUAACGCCCAGCGUUAGGUGUCUCCGUUUCCGUCCUUGUGAAAAAUGUAAUGUCUGCCUUAGAGCUGUGACUGAAACUUGAUAUUUUUUUCUUCUUUCAUGAGUGUCCGGCAUCCACUGAUUUUCCUUGUGAAAAUGUGCUGGUCGUGCUUUUUAAAAAUAACAAAGCGAUCACAGAAAUUUGUAAUUCGGGACCCCAGCUCCCCUCCCACAAGGCUCCUGGAAAACCAGCUCCCGUGUUUACGUCUCGAGGGCGUCCUCCCCAGGCUGGCUUGGGAUACGUGGUGUACCCCCGUCCUUUGUGCAAGGCCCAGGGAGGCCCCUGUGUCUGCAUCUCUGAGAGCGAGUCGGGGGUUAGUGUUCAUGUCCA